Molecule: messenger RNA, 689 nt
Organism: Arabidopsis lyrata subsp. lyrata
Lineage: Eukaryota; Viridiplantae; Streptophyta; Magnoliopsida; Brassicales; Brassicaceae
Product: protein EARLY FLOWERING 4
Exons: 1
Coding region: 87-431 (114 amino acids)
Biological process (GO): positive regulation of circadian rhythm; entrainment of circadian clock
Cellular component (GO): nucleus
Source: RefSeq, a predicted model, not a curated record
AUAUUUACUAUAAAUAUCUGAUUUCUCUCGACUUCGAAAAUCCAAAACGUCAAAAAAAAUAAAACAAAACACAAUUAAAAAUUAUUAUGAAGAGGAACGGCGAGACGAAACGGCGGAGGAACGUGGCGGAGGAAGCAGAGCAGGGAGGAGGAGGAGAAGAUCCAGCGAUGUGGGAGAAUCUUGACCGGAAUUUCAGACAAGUGCAAUCAGUUUUGGACAGAAACAGAUCACUGAUUCAACAAGUCAACGACAAUCACCAAUCGAGAAUGGCUGAUAACAUGUCGAAGAACGUUGCUUUGAUUCAAGAACUCAACGGAAACAUUUCCAAGGUUGUUAACAUGUAUUCUGAUCUCAAUACUAGUUUCUCAUCGGGGUUUCACGGUGGAAAGAACGGUCACGACGGUGGUGGUGCUGCCGGAACAAGAGCUUAAUGAACCCGAAUCAAAUUGUUUCUUCUUAGUUGGACCGGCCGGUUUGAGAAUUUUGAACCAGUCCGGUUCAAGCUAGGGAUGAUAAAAAAAAAAGUUAUUAUAUGUUAGUUUUUAUUGCAAUGAUGAUUGUUGUUAGAAUAAUCCGUGGGAACAAACCCAUCUAUUGGGUUAUUUUAAUUAUGGUUUUGAGUCUUUUUCAAUGUGUCUCUACUGCAAUUUCUCUAAUGAUAAUAAUAAGAAUUGGUAUUAGAUUACUUA